CUGUAAAUCCGAGGGUUUCUCGUUCUUUUGUAUUCUAGGGUUUUUUUGGUGGUGGAGGUCUCAGAGUCAGGACUGCCAAGGCGAACCUCGGCAAAAGCCUGUGCGUUUCUUCGUUUUGGGUAUUCUGCUUCGAAAUAGUAUUUGUUUUAUUUCAAGGGUUUUUUGUUUGUUUAAAACCUUAAAAUUAAGAUCAAAUCGUUUUCAAUACAGUACCAUUAUAUCUCCCUCCGUUGUCGCUGGAUUUCACUUCCAAUGUCGAUGAAGAGGGAUUUUGUGGGUUCGCCAUCAUCAUCAUCAUCGUCGAAAAGAACAAGGUUUGAUUUUGAUGAUUCUGAGGUAUAUCUGAUUUACAAUCUCCAUUGUGGUCCUGUUAGAUAUGUGAUGUACAAGCUUCAUACUAGUGCUAUCGGUAAUGAUGAUGAUAAGGGAAACGAUUCGACUAGGAUACCAAAUUUAACUACUGUAUUUGAACUGCCUAGUGAGAAAUAUCCCGGCUCUAUGGGCUCUUUCGCCCUGGGCUCUAGGAUCUAUCUGCUCGGGGGUCAAGUCGGACUUCACGGUGAAGUCGAUUUCGUUCUCCAGGAAGGCAGCAAUACUGAACGCAUGUCCAAAAAAGUGUAGUUCUUUGAUACUGCAGCUGCCAUUUCCUCCUCCUCUUCACCUUUAUCGGUGGCACCUCCUAUGGAAGGUGGGAAGAGGUCACCGCGGGCAAUUCACGUGAAUGGGAUGGUAUACGUCAUUUCAGAUAUUCCUAGUUUCUAUACUUGCUACAGUGAGGAGGAGCCAUUAUUCGAGGUUUUCGACCCACUGGGUAAUGAGGGUGAGGGAAAGUGGUCUUCCUUGCCCAGACCUCCUUUCUAUUGCCGCUCUAGUAACCAUGGGAGCCAUGAGAUUAACGGUGCAGGCAGGAUUGUCUCGCAUGCUGUUGUUGGCCAUAAGAUUCUUUUCUUCACCACCAAACAGGACCCAGUGAACGUUUUUGAUGUCUUCUACCGCCGAUGGAUGUCUUUGAAGGUCUACAACGGGCGUAAUACCAACCGUUUGCCCUUUAGGGGGGCAGCCAUGCCGAUAUUUGACUCUGCGUGGGCUGCCAUUGGUACUUCUCUCGGCUGUAUGUCCCCCAUUAGUACUUUCAAUCUCACGGCAGAUUUUGGAUUGGUAGGGAGAGAUGUCGAAGGCCUCGAGAACCGUUAUACUCACAAGCCACCUCUAGCCUAUGGCAUUUAUUACCGUCUCCUUGACAUGGGGAAUGGUUGGUUUUGUCUUCUCAAAUUUGGCAACGACGAGGAGGGCUUCAUCUUCGUCAAAGGGAAGGCAUAUGUUUCUGCUACCAUCUUUCACCUUGUCAAAAAGCGCACGGAUAAGGUCUCUUUUGGCGAAUCAAAAUAUUGGCUGGGUCAAAGAUUGUUGCCCUUGCUCCCACCGGGUGUCCGAAUGCAUGAUUACAGCGAGGUUAUUGGAGAGAUUCAAGUAUUUGGUGCUGAAGGACUCCGCAACUCUUUGUUUGCCCCUGGGGUCGAAAACUACAAUACAACUUAUGCCACAUUUGGUUGCUUCGUUAUGACCAAACAAUCUACUCCCUUGUAAUAUCCAGUUGGUCUUGGGAAGUAGCACGCAGUUAAUCCUGUAGUGAUGGCUUGGAUCGAGUUGGAGAGCUUGCUUGAUAGUGGUAAUGAAGCUUGGAUUGGGUAGUCUCCUUUCUUUCUUUCUUUCUUUUCUUUUUCUGAGUGUGUAUCUAAGAACACCCCGUUAUUAUAUGGUUUGAUGAGACAUGAUACUUAAAUUAUGUAGAUUUCAUUUGCUGAUAAUUGCAGUUACUUUUUCCUGGAGUCAAGACAACCAAGGAUCUCAUUCGUACUUCCUGUUUCAGGUGGAUGUGCGGAAGCAACUUAUACAGAACUCUGCUAACAUGAUCAACCUUGAACAACUGGAUAUAUGACCCGUAUCAUCAUCCGAUGUACAAGGGGCAAUUCUAUGUACUUAAUGGUUUAAAAGAGCAAUCUAGCGUGUUUCUGAUUAGCGUGCAAACAUUUUUAAAGUGUUCUUCUGAAGCAGCUGAUUCUUUAGUUCAUCCGUCCAUUUCCUUCCAAGUAUGCCUGGAUAGAUAGGGAGGAGGGUUUCAAUACCUCUGGUCAUAGAUUUCGCCCUCAAACCCUCUGAACGGAUACUUGGUAUCAUCAAUCAUGUAUGCAAUUUCCAAUAAGUGCAAAAUGCACCAUGUAUUAAUCUUCCAUAUUUGAAGAGAGCAGUUGCAAUAGCUUACCAAA
Messenger RNA from Rhododendron vialii, 2267 nucleotides. RefSeq lists its product as uncharacterized. The transcript has 2 exons. Bases 682 to 1587 code for a protein of 301 amino acids. The record is from RefSeq and is a predicted model, not a curated record. NCBI's taxonomy places the organism in Eukaryota, Viridiplantae, Streptophyta, Magnoliopsida, Ericales, Ericaceae.